Messenger RNA from Pedinophyceae sp. YPF-701, 1464 nucleotides. The record is from the annotation of a GenBank genome assembly. NCBI's taxonomy places the organism in Eukaryota, Viridiplantae, Chlorophyta, Pedinophyceae.
AUGGCGACUCUUCCCCGCCACUUCGCGUGCCAGAAGCCGAAUGCGGUGCACUCCAGGCGCCACCGCGUGAUCGCGCAGGCGAAGGGGAGCAACCCGCUCCCGCCCGACACGCCGAAGGAGGUCCGCAAGGGGGGCCGUGAGUGGCUCACGUACCUGUUUAACAAGUUUGGCCCCGUGCAGACGCGCGACCGCCAGGUGACGACGCUCGACUUCGAGAAGCCGCUCGUGGAGCUCGACAACCGCAUCAACGAGGUGCGCCGCGUGGCGGAGGAGAACUCGGUGGACGUCACGGAGCAGAUCAAGGAGCUCGAGAACCGCGCGCAGCAGCUCCGGCGCGAGACGUACUCGCGCCUGACGCCCACGCAGAAGCUCCAGGUGGCGCGGCACCCCAACCGGCCCACCUUCCUCGACAUCGCGCUCAACGUGAGCGAGAAGUUCGUCGAGCUGCACGGCGACCGCGCCGGCCUGGACGACCCCGCCAUCGUGUGCGGCCUCGCCAACAUUGACGGUGUGUCGAUGAUGUUCAUUGGGCACCAAAAGGGCCGCAACACCAAGGAGAACAUCUACCGCAACUUCGGGAUGCCGACGCCGAACGGGUACCGCAAGGCGCUCCGCUUCAUGAAGCUCGCCAACAAGCUCGGCAUGCCGAUCGUGACCUUCGUGGACACCCCCGGCGCGUACGCGGGCAAGUCGGCCGAGGAGCUCGGGCAGGGCGAGGCGAUCGCGGUCAACCUGCGCGAGAUGUUCGGGUUCCGCGUGCCCAUCAUCUCGCUCGUCAUCGGCGAGGGCGGCUCCGGCGGCGCGCUCGCCAUUGGCUGCGCCAACCGCUCGCUCAUCAUGGAGAACGCCGUGUACUACGUGGCGUCGCCCGAGGCCUGCGCGGCCAUCCUCUGGAAGUCCCGCGAGAAGGCGCCCACGGCCACCGAGGCCCUGCGCAUCACCUCGAACGACCUCCUCACUUUCGGCAUCAUGGACGAAGUCGUCCCGGAGCCGCUCGGGGCGUCGCACACGGACCCCAUGGCCGUGUUCCCCGCGAUCCGCGAGGCCAUCAUGAGCAACUACCGCCGCUACGCGAACAUGUCGGCCGUGGAGAUCCAGGCCGACCGCUACGCCAAGUUCCGUAAGAUUGGGCUGUAUGAGGACUUCCUGGUGCGCGGCGGGCAGCGCGCGGCGGCGCUGGCGGAGCGCGCGGAGGCCCCGGGCGCGACGACGAAGGCCGGGACGGAGUGCGCGACGGCGGAGGAGGCGGAGCUGGUGGAGCUGCUGGCGGACGCUGACGCGCGGUGGGCGGAGAUGCUGGCGACGAAGCAGGAGUGGACGAAGCGGCCGGUGCAGCCGCGGCCGCUGCAGCAGUCGCGCGGGCUCAUGCACCUCGCGGGGAGCGCGGUCGCGGCGCGCCGGCAGCGGCAGGGCGCGGGGGCUGCGGCGCCUGCGGAGAAGAAGACUGAGGAGGCCAGCGUGUAG